This is a messenger RNA of Hydatigera taeniaeformis, 666 nucleotides long. The record is from the annotation of a GenBank genome assembly. Lineage: Eukaryota; Metazoa; Platyhelminthes; Cestoda; Cyclophyllidea; Taeniidae.
AUGCUUCCACAUGAGAAAGCAACAGCCUUGCUUUCCGGCGCAACUGCGGGUCUUUGUGUCGACUUUGUCGUUUAUCCACUGGACACCAUUAAGACGCGUUUGCAGAGUAUCGCAACAUCCGUCAAGCCGUCUGGCCGUCUUCACCUCUUUGCUGGAUUCCCAGCUGUCCUAUCCGGAUCGGCCCCAGGAGCGGCGUUGUUCUUCUGCGCUUACGAAAUGACAAGAAAUCGAACAUCAGGUGUAGCGCCUCCAUGGCUCUCCUCUAUGCUAGCUGCAAGUUUGGGCGAGAUGGUAGCCUGCAUAGUACGCGUGCCCUGUGAGACAGUCAAACAGCGAGCACAAAAUCAACCUCACCUCAGCUUUAGCCGUGGUCUGGGAGGCAUGUAUCGUGGCUAUCUUAGUACAAUCCUCCGGGAACUGCCCUUCUCUCUCAUUCAAUACCCCGCUUGGGAGAGUCUUAAGGUAUGUGGUAAUGGAAGCCUGUCCAAAGGACAGUUUGCACUUUGCGGUGCAAUAGCAGGAGCCUUUGCCGGUGCCUUCACAACACCCUUUGAUGUCAUUAAAACUCGAAUUAUGCUUGCAGAGGUGAGCUCCACUUUUCGUUGCGACGCCUUGUUAUCGGCAGAAACCAUUGUGUUUCGAACCCUAAAUCCACUCGGUUAUUAA